Molecule: messenger RNA, 2202 nt
Organism: Portunus trituberculatus (swimming crab)
Lineage: Eukaryota; Metazoa; Arthropoda; Malacostraca; Decapoda; Portunidae
Exons: 3
Coding region: 65-1858 (597 amino acids)
Source: RefSeq, a predicted model, not a curated record
GGUGUCAGUGUUGUCUUGGCAGCGGAAGGGGAAGGACUGCAGUGACGCGCUCCUGUUCUUGAAGAUGGUCAGCAUGCCUCUAAGUGUCCAGGCGUCAGUGGCAGCGCUUCUCCUCCUCGCCACCGCCGCCUCGCCCAAGACUCUGGAAGGCUCCCCGUCAGCGCCCACUCAGGAGGAUUCAGACUCUGCAGGGGUUCUGGGGUUCCUCAGGAGCGUCGCAGCCUCCGCAAGGCAAAACAAAGACUGGGUAGGCGCGCUGGUUCUGCCCAAAGUCCUUCAGAAGGUCAAAGAGAAUGGAAAGGACAUCAGUGAAGCUCUGGGCGUGAGUGAGGACUUCAUGAAGCCUCUGGUCAGACUGCUUGACGAGGCACAGAAGCUGAAGGGCACGGGGUCCCUUGGCGGCGGCAAGGGUGGGGCUGCGGAGGACGUGCUCACCAACAGUAUCGAGGGAGGGGACGAGGACCUGACGAGUAGGUUCCUGUCCCUGGCUAAGGAUGUCUUCCUGGAGGAGUACGGAGGCCUGGACGCCCUCCUGCCACAGCCCAGCCCACAGUCUGCCGCUCAGGACAUCCCGGCAGCCCUGGCAGGACUCAACCUCACCUCCGUCAACCUGUGGGAGGUGGUGCGGUCGACGUGGGCGCGCGUGCUGUCCUACGUGGAGGAGCAGAACUCGCUGGAGUCGUUCCUGCAGCGCACGCCCGUCAGGAUCAUUGACCGCGCGCUGAGUCUCGGCGACGACCUCAACCUGGCCUCCUUCCUCGCCAAGAAGCUUGACCCGGAGUUCGCGGCGUUCCUGGCGGCCCGCGCCGAGCCGCUGCUGGGCCCGCUGCGCGACGCAGACUCCCUCGCCAACCUGACGCAGGUGGCGGGACUCGGCGCUGCGUUCAACUAUUUUACGUCUGAGCGCGUGAAGCACACCGUGUACACGCUGGCCGGGCUGCUCUCCGCCCACCUGGAGGACCGCGUCAGCAGCGGCUUGGCGCGCCAGGUGCUGGACCUCGUGGCGCGGGACAACGAGGAGCUGCGCCACUUCUACCACUCCCUGGUGGGCGGCGCGGCGCAGCCUGUCGGCGGCCGCUCCCGCAGGAACGUGCUGGACCACAUUGUCAGCGCCUUUGAGUAUGAGGACCAGCGGCAGGACGACGCCUCGCAGGACAGGGCACUGCGGCCCCAGGACCAGCUGGCACAGGAGGCCACCCUCACCCAGCGCGUGCAGGAGAUCCUGCCGCGCGACGGUGGCUACGGCAGCGGCUACGGUGGGUAUGGCGGCGGGUACGGCGGCGGGUACGGGUACGGGUACAUGAGCACGUUGGACCCUUAUGUGGUGCUGGGCGCCGUGGCGCUGGGCACGCUGCUGGGAUUCCUGCUCUUCAGGCUCAUCAACGGCACGCGCCGCGGUAGGAGGGACAUCGGGGACGGCUCCCUCUCACUUUGGCAGUCAGACCAACCCUUCUUCAGCAGCAGCCGCGCUCUGCGGUCAGCACGCGCCGCGCCAGAGGGCAGCGAGGGCCUGGCGCUAGACCCCGCCCUCCGCGGUGACGUGUGGUCGUCGGCGCCGCUGGUGGACGACGAGACUUCGACUGGCCUGUCCCUGCUGGAGGAUGACGUGGCGGACCACCUGAACCAGCUGUGGCGGGCGCACAGCGGCAACGACUCCUCCACCUGCGUGAGGGGCCGCCUGUGCAGCCAGCUGGCGGGGCCCGGGGCCGCACACGCCGGCCUGGCGCUGAUGCUGUCCUCCACUGCCGGCGUGCUGGGCGUGGCGGGGUCAGGCCAGCUGCUGGAUGACGUGACGGGCAGCCAGGCUCGGGGCACCACCUACUCCUGCCCCACCGCCGCCUGCUCCCUGCCACUGUAGUGAUCCUCCUCUCAACAGAGAACACACAACAAACACCUAUGUGAAGUGUGACUAUGCAAGAUUUCUCUAAGUCUCCCCUCUUAAUUACUUCAUUUUCUAUAAUUAGGUUAAAGAAUAUGCUUGUAGAAAACGAGCUAUGAAUUGGGCAACUAUAGCAAAGUGUUCCGGGCCUGGAGUUAGCACCGCUGCCUUGACGCUGGAGACCCGGCCAGUGGUGCUGUUAUGGCUAUGACACGGAAGAUUGCCUUGCUAUUACUCAAGUACCUGGCGUGUGUGUGUGUGUGUGUGUGUGUGUGUGUGUGUGUGUGUGUGUGUGUGUGUGUGUGUGUGUGUGUGUGUGUGUG